Brassica oleracea var. oleracea is the source of this 804-nucleotide messenger RNA. RefSeq lists its product as uncharacterized. The record is from RefSeq and is a predicted model, not a curated record. Lineage: Eukaryota; Viridiplantae; Streptophyta; Magnoliopsida; Brassicales; Brassicaceae. The coding region runs from base 1 to 804 and encodes 267 amino acids. The transcript is spliced from 3 exons.
AUGCUAAACGACCUAUAUACUCCAGCUCUAUUUGGAAAGGAUGCCCCACCAGUUUUCAACGAUCGCCGGGGGACAGGUGUGGAUACUGCCCUUGCUGACAUACAGUACGAGGGGGAUGACAUUUACGUUGGCCAUGUCUUCAAAUCCAAAACUGACUGCAAAAUCAAACUAGCCAUUCAUGCCAUGAAUAUGAAGUUCCAUUUCAGUACACCCCGCUCGAGUCCGUCAAUGCUACUUUCCCAAUGCGUGGGCAUUGGAUGCCCGUGGCGCGUGUAUGCGGUUCUGCUGGAUGCUAGUGGGAAAUUUCAAGUUCGUCAAGCAAAACUUAUUCACUCAUGCACCGUAGAUGAGCGCUGCAACUACCAUAAACUGGCAACCACUCAGGUUAUAGGCGAGAUAAUGCAAUCAAGGUUUGUUGGAAUUAAGCGUGGCCCAACUGCAGCAACAAUUAGGAAAAUACUGUUGAAUGAGUUUCAUGUGAAUGUAUCGUAUUGGAAAGCUUGGAGAGCUAGAGAGCUUGCAAUGGACCAUGCGAUGGGUACAAUGGUAGGAAGUUCCUCACUUAUACCCGCCUACUUAGCUCUCCUUCAGUCGUCAAAUGAAGGAACGACCUGCUUCUUGCAGAGGUAUCAGUCCAUGCGCAAAGUGGUUGUUGUCGAUGGGACGUCAUUGAAAGGGAAGUUUGGUGGCUGCCUACUUACAGCGUCUGCACAAAACGGAAAUUUCCAAGUAUUUCCUCUAGCUUUUGCGGUGGUUGAUAGUGAAAACGACGAUGCUUGGGAAUGCUUUUUCCAGAAAUUAUAA